This is a messenger RNA of Vicugna pacos (alpaca), 2012 nucleotides long. NCBI's taxonomy places the organism in Eukaryota, Metazoa, Chordata, Mammalia, Artiodactyla, Camelidae. The record is from RefSeq and is a predicted model, not a curated record.
AUAAAGGGACAGGGAGGUUUUGGGGUGCUUUGAGAGAAGUGGGCAAGGAGAGCUGAGCAUAGAUCUGAGCAGUCAGUAGAGGAGAUUUGAGAGGACUGAACUGAUGAAAGCAAUUUAACUUAAAAGGACUGGGCAUAUCUGUGGGUGUGGAUAUACUGGGUGUUGGGAGAAGAGUGAAGCUGAAAAAUGUGAGAUAUACUCAGUGGAUCGGGGAAAACAUGAGGAGUAAGAGAAGUGAAAACAUAGAUAGUUGGGCGCCAAGUACUAGCAUGGGAAAGAGAAAGGGUUACUUGGAUCUUGAUUAUAGAAUGGGCCAGUAGGGUCACAGACUGAGAUCUAAUAAUGUUUACAGGAGCAACUGGUAGAAUAGAUUUGGGGAAGUAUUUAUGGGUAGGAAAGUGAACUGAGGAAAUAUCUAGAAGCCCACCCUUGGGUAAAUAUCAAGAAGGUUAUGGGAAUUGUUUUGGUACCUGAAAGACAUUAAGUAGGUGCUAUUUAGGGUAUUAGUGGCAGACAGUGACGGUGACAGGAAUGUUUGUAGAUAAUGGAAAGAUAUUUAAGAGAUCAAGAUUAGUAAAUAUUGGGAGUUGAGUUGUUUUUUUUUUAAAUCUUUGGGGGGUGUCCAGUGUGAAAUGUGAGGGAUCAUGUAAACAUUUGGAAGCUCAGGGUUCUAGCCUGGCUUCUGAGUGACCACCUGCUUCCUCCCCGUCUGUGCAUGCCCAGGUUUCGGAAUGAGGACUACACAGUACAUGUGCGGCUGAAUGACUACCUGGACAUCAUCUGUCCUCAUUACGAGGAUGACUCUGUGGCAGAUGCUGCCAUGGAACGGUAUACAUUGUACCUGGUGGAGCGUGAGCAGUACCAGCUAUGCCAACCGCAGUCCAAGGACCAGGUCCGCUGGCAGUGCAACCAGCCCAGUGCCAGGCAUGGCCCAGAGAAGCUGUCUGAGAAGUUCCAGCGCUUCACACCCUUUACCCUGGGCAAGGAGUUCAAAGAGGGACACAGCUACUACUACAUCUCUCACAGUCCUCAGGCCCAUGCCAAUCCACAGGAGAAGAGACUUCCAGCAGAUGACCCAGAGGUGCAAAUUCUACAUAGCAUCGGUCACAGUGCCGCUCCCCGCCUCUUCCCACUUGCCUGGGCUGUGCUGCUCCUGCCAUUCCUGCUGCUGCAGACCCCAUGAAGGUGUACGCCACGUCUAGCAUCAGGAUUGGAACUGGGCUGAGGAGGCAGGGGUAGGCCUCCCUUACCUGCCUGGGGCCCCUCCCAAAGCCCCAGUCCUGGGAACCACUCCCACCACAUGCACAAGCUGCCACCCGGCAGCCUCAAAACGGGUCAGUGUUAAGGGUUUCAACCCAGAGGAGGUUAGCAGGCCUGGCAGGGCCGUCCCCACCUCCACCUCAGAGGGCCGGCCAGAGAAGUGGAGACGGUCCUUUCCCCUCCAUUCCUGCCCUUAAACCAAAGAAACAAGCUGUGCAGAUAUGACCUCUUAAGAAGGGCACUGUGAGCUGAGCUGGAAGGGGUUUGGGGUCCCACGGAUGGACACUGAGCCUGGCAAAGAUGUCCCUCCCGGAGAGAGCCAGGAUGACCAGAUGAACUGACUAAAGGAAAACCAAGAGACAGUUGCCUGCUUGGGAGCCAGGGACAGGAGAGGCAGCAUGCUUGGGCUGACCCAGCAUCUCCCCCAAGACUUUUUUCUGUGGAGCUGCCACAGAGAGGUUGUAGCCAUGUACUGCAUCCUCUCCCAUCCAGGGGCAGCACUCCCCAGAGCUGUGCCAGCAGGGGGGCUGUGCCAACCUGGUCUUAGAGUGUAGCUGUAAGGGCAGUGCCCACAUGCACAGAGUCUGUGUGUAGAGUGUAGCCUGAAGGGCAGGGCCCAUGUGUACAGAACUUGUAUAGGAACUUGCUGUGUCUGUGCUGAUUUCUAUAACUGGAGUUGUUUUUGGUUUUGUUUUUGUUUUUAAUACAAUGUUCUUUGUCUCAAAAUAAAGCAAUGUGUUUGUUUCUUUUGA